Messenger RNA from Bacillus rossius redtenbacheri, 5253 nucleotides. RefSeq names its product protein ILRUN. Gene Ontology annotation, biological process: macroautophagy. Bases 215 to 925 code for a protein of 236 amino acids. Gene Ontology annotation, cellular component: phagophore assembly site. Lineage: Eukaryota; Metazoa; Arthropoda; Insecta; Phasmatodea; Bacillidae. The record is from RefSeq and is a predicted model, not a curated record. Gene Ontology annotation, molecular function: ubiquitin binding. The transcript has 5 exons.
GGAGAUUAUACGACGGUGCUGCUGUCUUACUGCGGUGUAAAUGCGCUGAAUCAAAUCAGUAAAUGAAAGAUGGUGAAGUAGUUACUUUGUUGUGUAACAAAUACAAGCGUAUUUUUGUGUUGAGCUAAGACAAACGUGUCGAGUUUAGCCUUGAAGAAAAAUUACUUUCAGUAUUAACUUUUUUUUCACGUCAUAUACUUUAUGAGAAGUUACAAUGGAUAUCGACGAUAUAGAUCAAACCUUAUUACAGCAAUUUAGUUGUUUGGGUACAACGGACAGAGAUGAAUUAAUAAAACAGUUACAAAUUUUAGUUGGAAACAAUUUAAAUGAAACUGCAGCUUCGUUCUUCUUGGAAAUGAAUAACUGGAAUCUGCAAGGUGCAGUGUGUUCUUACUUCGACUUUGAAGCUCCGUACAAACUACCGUCUAUGUCCUUGGUUAGAGACAUUACGAUCGGGGAAGGGGAAAGCAUUACUCCGAACACAAAGUUCACCAAGACGUGGCGGGUGCAGAACACGGGGGACGAGGCGUGGCCCCACGGUUGCUGCCUGAGGUUCAGCGGGGGCGACCAGCUGUGCCCGGCGGACAGAGUGCCUGUGCUGGCCGUGGGGCCCGGCUGCACCACUGAUCUCAGCCUGGAGAUGAUCAGCCCCGGGCAGCCGGGCAUGUACGAGAGCAAGUGGAGGAUGCUCACGCCGUCCGGCUGCUACUUCGGAGACAUCAUCUGGGUGAUCGUGACGGUCGCAGAGAGCGGAACGAUGGCCCUCACCCAGCAACUUGCCCACCUCAGCGAGCUGGGCGCCUCGCCUCGUGUGGACGAGACUUCCAUCAACCCCUUCGGCUCCACCAACAGAUCCUCUAGUCAGUCCCUCUUCCAGGAUUCAGUUCAACAGUCCUCGGAUGGUGACACUAACAUGAUGUGUUAACAUAUGGGUGGCUUCAGAGGAAAAUGAAUGAGAUAUGUGAUCUACUGUGCACAUGAAGAGAAAGUUCGAUACUGCAUGUAACUAAAUUGUUUCUUCAUUUAGCAUGAGUCAAAAUGGUAAUUCAAAGAAUUUAGAAAUCUCCCAUAUUUCUAAUAGCUCUGCUAAUUGUUUGAACACAACAAUUAAACUCACCUAAAUUCAUCAAGUUGCUUUGAUUCAGUUUGUACAUACAUUUUAUUUUUACUGCAAUAAACUGCUAUUUUGGUCACAUUUUAGUUAUUUACUAUUAGGAGGGGGAGGUGCAGCCGUCGACUGAUUGUAGCCGUGUCAGAAAGCAAAAUUGUGAUGACGAUGUCAUUGAUAUGUACAUAAAUGUGUGAUUUUAAUUGUAUGAAUGUAUUCAAGUACAUCUCCUAAACUUUACUUCUUCAGUGAUUGUAACAUAGUACUGUAUUGUUUUGUGGUGAAAAUUAGUUACAUGUGUAACUAAUAAUUUUUAUAUACAUAUAAAGAAAUAAUUUUCAUAUGGAUGUUUUCACCUAUAACUGGAAGACUUUUUGCCUUUUUAUUUUUAUGUUCUGCCUUAGCAUGCAUUGGUUAUUUUUUGAGUUGGUAAAAUAUAAAAAUAAGUCUUUCAUCUAAAUGUCUGCAUUGUUAGUGUAUAGGGUCGAUUCUUGAGCUGUUUGAUUCAUCGUAGUAUAUUGUAAUGACAAAGAGUAUUUUUCAUAUUAAUUUGUGCAUUAUAUUCUCAACUACAGAUUUUAACAAUGCUUUUCAUCUAGCGUAGUUCUAUUAAAGCAUAACUUUCUAGAUAUUCUUAUCUGGAACCACUAACUUCUAGCACAGUAAUAGAAAAGUUGAGUGUAUUUGUGUGUUCCUACUGUAAAGAUUUACUAAAUAAAAUGUGGGGAAAAAAUUGGCACCUACAGUUAUUGAAAAAAAUAAAUAGAAGUCUAUAUCAGGGCUGCCGUUUUUACGGAUUUUAUCCGUUUUCACAGAUAUUUUGGAGUUACACCAGAUUAAAGGAUAAGCACUUCGAAUCACGGAUAUUUUAAUUGACGAACGCACAAACAUAAAUAUUUACUUACUGCUCCCGCUCCACUUCAUAAAUAACAUGUCAAGAGACACUUCACUUUGCUACGUUGUUUCAGUUUUUGUAAGAUGAUAACAAUUCACGCUCUACCUUUUAUGUCUGGAAGCAUUUUUUUAUUUCACGGAUGAAAGUAUACUAUGCAUCAUAAUAUCUAUGACAGUUGUUUUAGACACCGUGUUCUGUUUCUCUCUUCUGCGCGAUCUUGCGUUCUUGCGUGUAACGGAACACACCCAGUAAUAUUUGUGCGAAGUGAUAUCUGUGACGGUGUUUAUACAGUCUGUGUUGUUAUACCAUGCAAUCACGAUUUCUAUGAUGGAUUGACAGAGUGUUUACAGUUUGUUGUUAAUUUUAAAGUAAUUGUUACGUACAAAAAAUUCGGCUUGCAUCUUUGUGGAGAUAGUAAUUGAAAGAAAUGGAAAGAAAACACAAGGCAUCUCCAGAUCAAACGCUGUAUAAACAACGAUAUAACGUGAGUGGGAAGUAGAAUUAAAGUUGCUGCAACCCGGUAAAACAGUUGCUGUUGUUUAGAAAUGCCAAUGUUGGAUGCAUUUAUUGCACUGCCACAACAGGACCAAAAAUUUGGGGCUAGAAUUCAAACCCACUGAUGAGCUGAGAAAAAAAGCUAGGAACCUGAAGAAGUGAAGCAGUUGGAGUGUUCAGGCAAGAAAUGCUUGCAAAUACAUCAUAGUCUGUGUGUAUAUUUUUAAAGUGAUUUUUGUGAGAACCUCAUACUGGUACUUAACUCUUUACAUGUAAACUUAUCAGUUUUUUAUCUUCAUUAUUAUUAUUAUUAUUAUUAUUUUAAGGUAGGCCUAUGCAACUGGAAUGAAGGAAAAGCUGAUUUUUGAAGAAAUAUGAUUAUAAUACAGUAAAACCUUUUUGUUGCGACCACCUCUCUAUUACAACCCGAUUUCGAGGAAAAAUUGCCGAAAAUCCGAAGAAAAUCGGGCAGAAAAUAAGUUUCUUGUGGUGAGUAGCGUGUUACUGCAUUUCUCUUGCGGAGUGCUGUACUGCCGUAGGCAGCGCAUAUCUAAAAAUAUAUACCACUUCCUGUCGACCGCUGUCAGCGCUUAACAACCCCCAUUCCAUGUCCCUUUGCCGGCAGGGUGCAGAUAAAGGUUUUUGUGGCAACGUGUUUACGACCGGUGUUUACGACCGCUGUCAGCGCUUAACAACCCCAAUUCCACGUCCCUUUGCCGGCAGGGUGCAGAUAAAGAUUUUUGUGGCAACGUGUUUACAUUUAGCUUUUUGUGAGUGUCUAGUGUGGUACGCAGUUAAGGCAAAGCUGCCUGCUGGAUUUCUCUUGAUUUUGAUUACUAUCGGUUGACAAUACACAGAGACCGACUGGAUGCACGCCCGCCUAGACUUGUUUUAACUGCCACAGCGAUGUUUAUUUUGACAGCUCAAGCAAUUAUCUUUUCCCAUGGGUUGACAGAAAAAGGUUGCUUUACCCAACAUAAAAAAAAAAGGCUACGCCACUUAUUCCCCACGCAGGAAACACAGCUGGCUGCCGUCUGUCUCCCCUGCAUUUAUCUUUCUUCUAACAUUCCACGUCUCACCUCUCGCGCGAGCAAUAACGAAGCGACCACGCAUUGGACCGUUUUAUGCUUUGUUUGGUGACAGCAGUUUGAUUUUAUUCGGUAUAUUCCUUUUCAUAGAACCCUUGCUAUUAAAAUACAUUUAUAUUUAAGUUUGAACGCAUGUAAAUUCCUUGCCAGAGAUGACUGAUCUCGAACUUGGUGUGAAAAGUGACAUAUUUUGACCCCUCCCUCACCACUUUAGUACCCCAUUCAUAAUAGCCCAAUUUUACAGGAGAAGGGAGGGUGAAAUGAGCAUUUUCUCACUGAAGGUUUUUCAAAGGAAGCGAAGUUGGGGUGUUAUAAGGGAGGACACUAGAUGAUUUGUGUGUCUGGGAGGGAGGGGUGAGCUUAUGCGUCAUGAAGCCGCUGCCGCCAGCCAGCCGGGCGAGCUUCGUGUGCGCCCACUCGCGUUGCAGAACCUACAGCUGCCAUAUUUUUACAGGAAAUGUCCCAUUAUUUUUUUGUUAUUCUUACAUGAACAUUUUUGGAAGUAUUAAAGCCGACACAAAAAUACACUGUGUGUUAAAAUUAACAGAUUUUAAUGAUCUUUCAUUUCUUUUUUAUAUUUUUUUUUCUGAUUUUCACUUUUUAGUCAAAAUGUCCAAUUUUUUGACGGUUCCCGAGAAUGUAUACGUAAAAUCACUGCUUGGUUAAAUCCAGGGUUCGUGACAUCGGCGUUCUAGUGUAUUUAACUACGGCAAGCAGAAAACGUACAUGUCAACUAACCAGUAAAAAUAAACUGUCUUUUGACAUAUUUUCUUUAGAAUGGCCUGUAGGGCGAUGGACUUGUCAUGAAGGUUGAUGUGGGUUUAAAGCAAAGCCAUCUAGCAUUGUGAGUGACAGUAUCCUGCCAUUGAACGGCUGGUUUCUUAGCGAGUAGCGGUUUGGGAAAUUGGGGAGGGGGGGGCUUUGAAAUGAACUGAAAAUUUCAGGAAAAAUCUAUUACGACCCCCCCUCUAUUACGACCGUAUUCCUGGGAACCGUGAGGGGUCGUUUCAGAGAGGUUUGACUGUACUUUGUUUUCUGUUGUGUCUUAGCUGUAAAAAAAAAUGUUGGCAAGAAUGAAAAACCUGUUUACAGAAAAUUUCUUCUUACAGGAUUUUUUAUGGUCUAAUACAGGAUUUUAUAACCAUUCUUGGUGGCAUCCCUGGUCAGGGCCGGUGCAAGGUAAAUUGGCGCCCUAGGCGAAAAACCUUAAUGCCCCCCCACCCACCCCCCCCCCCCCCCCCCGACACCCCAAAAAAAAUUUUUACUUGCCUCAAAAUACAUCACGUAAGCCUAAUAUUUUGUCAACAAUUAAAUGUAAGCAGGCUUGUGUUUUUUUCUUUUUUACUUAUUACAAAUCAUAAACAGGUCACCGUGGACUUUAAAUAAUUACUUAUAUCAAUAUAAACAUUUCAAAUUGUUACAAAAAUCCAUUUCCAUCUAGUUUCAAUAAUCGUUAAACAGCUGUUAUGUGUCGUGCUGCGCCGCCCCCAGCUACUUGGCGCCCUAGGCGGUUGCCUAGUUCGCCUAUAUGGACGUGCCGGCCCUGUCCCUGGUCUAUAUCAUUUCUAUGAUAUUUUUAGAGCUCACAGUGCCAAAAAUGUUUUUUAUCAGCUAUAUUCGCUUUGAAUGAUGCAGAGGUGCAAAGUAAACUGGUCAUUAAAAUGAAA